Messenger RNA from Salvia hispanica, 780 nucleotides. RefSeq lists its product as uncharacterized. Gene Ontology annotation, cellular component: cytoplasm. The record is from RefSeq and is a predicted model, not a curated record. Gene Ontology annotation, molecular function: protein-disulfide reductase activity. Lineage: Eukaryota; Viridiplantae; Streptophyta; Magnoliopsida; Lamiales; Lamiaceae.
AAGUAUUCCUCAUCCAUUCAUUGGAAAUCAAAAUAUCAUAGUUUCUCUCUCCUCCACUUAUCUACCUCAAACACAGCCCUCGCGCAACACACAUUCUGUGUGAUUCUGAGUAUUCGCCAUGGCCGGAGUUCUAGAAACCCUAAUCGUACCACGCGCCUCCGCCCUCCCCUCCGCCUCCGUCCGAUUUCCCCAGCUGAGGGGUCUCAAGAUGCUCCCAACUCGCUCCUCCGCAAAUCUGAGGACCAAUCACAAAUUUGCUCCACCUCGCACUAGAAUCGUAUGCGAGGCGCAAGACACAGCAGCUGUUGGAGCAACUGCAGUGGCUGCUGUUACUGAUCCGGACUGGCAAUCUAAUGUGAUCGAAUCGGAUUUGCCGGUUCUUGUUGAGUUCUGGGCACCAUGGUGUGGGCCAUGCCGAAUGAUCCACCCUGUCAUCGACAAACUGGCCAAGGACUAUGCUGGGAAGCUCAAAUGCUUCAAGGUCAACACCGAUGAUUGCUCAAGCAUUGCAACACAGUAUGGGAUCCGGAGUAUUCCCACUGUCAUAAUCUUCAAGAACGGGGAGAAGAAAGAAGCAGUCAUCGGUGCUGUUCCAGAAUCGACGCUGACAACUUGCAUAGAAAAAUACUUGUAGAACUGUAAGUGUGUGCACAUUGUAUGUAUCUUCUCAGAAUUCAAGCUCUUUCCUUUACUUGUCGACAUUCCCAAAAUCAAUGUAACAAACCUUAUGAAAAUAAUGUAUAGUGAUGCAGAUUUAAAGCAUCAUUCAUAUUUGUAUUA